GCACCACUUCCCAGCAAACCAACUAACGUGCCUUUUGCGAGAGUUCCGCAAAAUGCUCGCAAACGAGCUCGCUAGCGAGCUUGUGUACGAGCGACAUGGUUUUGUGUCGCAAAACGCUCGCAAACGAGCUCGCAAGUGAGCCAAAAAUGAGCUCUACUUCUUGUGUCGCAAAACGCUCGCAAACGAGCUCGCUAGCGGGAGUUUUACAAUAGAAAACUGCUCUUUUUACAUGUGUCGAGCAUUAGAAACAAGUGCUUAUAAAGCGAGCGUUCCUGCGCCGUCAUUUCAAUUAUUUUUGUCGAACUGUGCAGUGCUAAGUUGAAAAUCUCUACCAUCUCUUACGCAAUUAAAAGAAAUUUCUGCCAAUCGGUAAGUACAUUAUUAAUAAAAGAAAUAAAAUGUCUUACAAAAGAAAAAGCCGAACAUAUAUCGGAGAGGCUCGACACGUGCAAAGAGCUACUGGAGAAUUUGAGGUUAAAUUGAACAAUUUUAAUUUUGAGGAAAUGGGAGCAGAAAAUACUCAAAUAACAGACAUAUCUAAUACGGCUCCAAAUAAUCGGUCCAAUAAUUAUGAUAUAUUAAACCACCUAAAAAAAAUAAUCGAAAACCAGCAGGACAUCAACAAAAAAAUUGAAACCAUUAUUGGUAAAGUUGAUCGACAGGGGGCGGAACUUAUUUCGUUGCGUAAUGAAGUCGCGUCAAUUAAGGCUCGAGUGUGCGGAGAGCCUAACAUCGUAAAAUUGACAGUACCACGUUCACCACUGGCCAGUCUAGAAGGCUUUGAAUCAUUUGAAGAUUCUCUUAAUAACUUGAUCAAGGACUUAAUCGCUAUCAAUGAAAAAACGUUUGAUAAGUUUAUAAGGAGCUCCUGGCGACAGAUUAUAAGCGAUGAUGUGGCGAAGUUUUUCUCCUGGCGUGGGACAGAUUCCAAAAAGUGUGUAAGAGGACUUCGAACCACUUUAGCACUACGACAUGCAUUUAAACAGAAGUUUGCGCUCGACGAUCAGGAUUUUGACCAUACGACUCAAAAACAUUUCCAGUAUGCUCAGGAACGGAAGGCUGGAUUAGAAAAAAGUGAUGCAAAAAAACUUAAAUUUUAGUACAUAGUUCAUACAUAUUACAUACAUAU
Messenger RNA from Drosophila pseudoobscura, 1129 nucleotides. RefSeq lists its product as uncharacterized. The record is from RefSeq and is a predicted model, not a curated record. Bases 399 to 1100 code for a protein of 233 amino acids. Lineage: Eukaryota; Metazoa; Arthropoda; Insecta; Diptera; Drosophilidae. The transcript has 5 exons.